UCUCCUGGUCUUCUUCUUUUUGCAAGUGACACCCCACCCCCCCACUCAAGAUGAAGCUGAAAGAGGACAUCAACCCCCUGCUCCUGCAGGUCUUCCGGUCUGUGGUCUGGGUCUACUCUAUGAUCACCUUCAUACCCUGGUACUUCCUCUCCGGAUCCAACUUGGAACGGGCCCGCCGCAUCAAAGCGCGCUCAAUUAGCGGACACCCGGCCGGCCCGUACAGGGCCAUCGACAGCCAGCGGGAGCUGGCGGCGUGGUUUCACCCUGGGGUGGACACGCUCGAUAAAGUGUUUGAAUAUGCAGCCAAAAGGUUUCCCCAGCGGGACUGUUUGGGCACCAGAGAAGUGCUGAGUGAGGAGGAUGAGCUGCAACCUAACGGGAAGGUCUUUAAAAAGGUCAUACUCGGGAACUACAACUGGCUGUCGUACGCCGAGACCUACCGGGCAGCCGAGAUGUUCGGAAGCGGUCUGGCGUCACUGGGCCAAAAACCUCAGUGCAACAUCGCCAUCUUUUGCGAGACCAGAGCCGAAUGGAUCGUGGCUGCUCAAGCCUGCUUCAUGCACAAUUUCCCACUCGUCACAUUGUACGCCACUCUGGGACCCACGGCCAUUGCCCACGGUCUGAACGAGACCGAGGUCACACACAUCAUCACCAGUAAAGACCUACUGCAGAGUCGUCUCAAGGCGAUAUUGUGCGACAUUCCGCGGCUGCAGUACGUCAUCGUAGUCGACGGGAAAACGUCCGGCUGGCGGGACAUCCCCAGAGGCGUCACGGUCCACAGCAUGGACAGUGUUAAAGAGAUGGGCUCCAGGAUCGAAAACUUGGCCACCGAGCGCAGACGGCCGCAGUCGUCGGACAUCGCCGUCAUCAUGUACACUAGCGGCUCUACGGGCAUCCCCAAGGGUGUGGUCAUCUCCCAUGGCAACAUCAUCGCCGGCAUCACCGGGAUGGCAGAACGAAUCCCCAACCUCAACGAAACGGACACCUACAUCGGCUACCUGCCGUUGGCCCACGUUUUAGAGCUCAGCGCCGAGCUGGUGUGCGUCUCUCACGGCUGUCGCAUCGGCUAUUCCUCCCCGCAGACUCUCGCCGACCAGUCCACCAAAAUCAAAAAGGGCAGCAAAGGCGACACCAGCAUGUUGAGACCUACACUCAUGGCCGCUGUACCGGAAAUCAUGGACCGCAUUUAUAAGAAUGUGAUGACAAAAGUGGAGGGAAUGAGCAGAUUUCAAAAGACGCUAUUUGUGCUGGCGUACAACUACAAGAUGGAGCAGAUCUCCAAAGGCUACAGCACGCCCCUUUGUGACAGUUUGGUGUUCAAGCGGGUGCGGGCACUGCUGGGCGGCAACACGCGCGUGCUGCUCUCGGGCGGAGCCCCGCUGUCGGCCGCCACGCAGCGCUUCAUGAACAUCUGUCUGUGCUGCCCUGUGGGGCAAGGCUACGGCCUCACGGAGACCUGUGGAGCGGGCACCAUCAGUGAGGUUUGGGACUACAGCACCGGACGGGUGGGCGCACCUCUCGUUUGCUCCGAAAUGAUGCUCAAGGACUGGGAAGAGGGAGGCUACUACAGCACGGAUAAGCCCAACCCACGGGGGGAAAUCUUGAUUGGUGGGCCCAACGUGACAAUGGGCUACUACAAAAACCAAGCCAAGAACCGUGAGGACUUUUUUGUGGACGGGAAAGGCCAGAGAUGGUUCUGCACCGGAGACAUCGGGGAGUUUGACCAUGACGGAUGCCUCAAGAUCAUUGACCGCAAAAAAGACUUGGUGAAACUACAAGCUGGCGAGUACGUCUCUUUGGGAAAAGUGGAGGCUGUUCUGAAGAACUGUCCGCUAAUAGACAACAUUUGUGCCUAUGCCAACAGUGACCAGUCAUACGUUAUCAGUUUUGUGGUGCCCAACCAUAAACUGCUGAUGGCACUAGCGGAGCGGUUGCAGGUGUGGGGCACGUGGGAGGAGAUCUGCAACAAUCCACAGAUGGAGAAGGAAGUGCUCCGCAUCCUCACUGAGGCCGCUAUCUCGUCAAAACUGGAGCGCUUUGAGAUCCCCAAAAAGGUGCGGCUGAGCGCCGAAGCCUGGACACCAGAGACGGGCCUGGUCACCGACGCCUUCAAACUCAAACGCAAAGAGCUCAAAACGCACUACCAAGAAGACAUUGAGAGGAUGUACGGAGGGAAAUAACGCAGCGCGCGCAUGCACACGUACACGCAGUAAGACGAGCAGCUCCGAGGCCCCUGAAAGUGCGGGGAGCCAAGACCGACCGACCCGUGCUAUUGAUCAACACGCAGGGGAAAAAUCCAUCUUCUCUCUAACCAGUGACUCGCACUCCCGCCCAGUUCUCAAUGAUGCGUUUGGCCCUCGGAGUUGCCGCGGCAACCAAGGCCAAGAGUAACAAAUACCAGGUUUGGACGUACGCCGUGACGUUCUUUCACCACUGCCGGCCGAGACCACCGGUGGCCAAAUUGUACUCCAAAUGCGGCAGAAUCAAUCGCUUGUGAGCGAGCGUUUAAACAAGCAAAAUCAAUCCGGUUGUCCUGACUUUGUCAACGGUUAAUGAGGUAGUCAGAAUCAACAACACGGAGUGAGAACACUAAGCGUCUGGCUUCGGAAGGCACAUAUUUGAUAUUGGGAACAUUUCACUGCACAUCACCAGACAAAAAGAAAGUGAGGCAAACAAUAGUCAAGUAUCGAUUGGGUUUUGAAAAACGCAAAAGCGUGUCAGCAAAGCAAGCGGUUAUAGCAUUUGCCCCUUUGACAUACCCUCGUGUAAACUUGAUACAUAUGUGGAUUCGUUCAGCCGUCGGCUCCAAGUGCAUUUCAUUCUUCUUUGUAUUGCUGGCGUGGAUAGAUUAACAAAGUAUGUGUGUCCAAUCGAGUGGAAAUUCGCCAAAUUUCACUUGAUUGGUGCAUUUUUUUCCCUUCUAAAUGUAAAAUAUCUGGCUUAUGCGGGGGAUAGGAAGUUUCUAGUUAGUAAAAGGUAUGUGCAAAUGUUUGUGUUUGAGGAGUAAGUGUUGAAAAGCCAUGAGCGAUCAGUCAAAUGUUUAUGUGUUCACUUGAGGGG
Messenger RNA from Syngnathus acus (greater pipefish), 3060 nucleotides. It is a transcript of the gene acsl3b, whose product is annotated as acyl-CoA synthetase long chain family member 3b. The coding region runs from base 51 to 2180 and encodes 709 amino acids. Gene Ontology annotation, biological process: long-chain fatty acid metabolic process; long-chain fatty-acyl-CoA metabolic process; neuron differentiation. Gene Ontology annotation, molecular function: long-chain fatty acid-CoA ligase activity. The transcript is spliced from 14 exons. Gene Ontology annotation, cellular component: plasma membrane; lipid droplet; endoplasmic reticulum. NCBI's taxonomy places the organism in Eukaryota, Metazoa, Chordata, Actinopteri, Syngnathiformes, Syngnathidae. The record is from RefSeq and is a predicted model, not a curated record.